Messenger RNA from Acanthoscelides obtectus, 393 nucleotides. NCBI's taxonomy places the organism in Eukaryota, Metazoa, Arthropoda, Insecta, Coleoptera, Chrysomelidae. The record is from the annotation of a GenBank genome assembly.
AUGCUGGUAGAUUCAGAAUUUGCAUUAAAAAAAUACUUAAUAACACCUAUUGUUAAUCCAACAACUGAAGUGGAACAAGUAUUUAAUGAAUCUCAAAUUACGAGUCGAAAUCCAGUUGAAAGAUUAUUUGGUGUUUUAAAAAGAAGAUUUCCUGUUCUCUCCCUUGGUAUAAGAUUAGCUCUGGAGACAGCACAGACUCUUAUUGUAGCAUGUGCAGUUCUUCAUAAUAUAGCAGUUAAUAUGAACGAGCCAGAACCUCUCCAAGAUGAUGAUCAGAAUAGAGAAUGGGAGGAAGAAGAAAAUGUGAAUGGAAAUGAUGUUCAUAGAUUGGAACAUAACUUUAGAGAAGAAUUUCUUAUAUACUUUAUGAAUCUAUUAGAAGAAAAUCAAUAA